Messenger RNA from Trametes versicolor FP-101664 SS1, 2117 nucleotides. RefSeq names its product bifunctional aminopeptidase/epoxide hydrolase. Gene Ontology annotation, molecular function: aminopeptidase activity; epoxide hydrolase activity; metallopeptidase activity. The coding region runs from base 73 to 1998 and encodes 641 amino acids. The transcript is spliced from 12 exons. Gene Ontology annotation, cellular component: cytosol. The record is from RefSeq and is a predicted model, not a curated record. Lineage: Eukaryota; Fungi; Basidiomycota; Agaricomycetes; Polyporales; Polyporaceae. Gene Ontology annotation, biological process: proteolysis.
CCGUCCUCCUUCCUGCCCUCUUGGCCACAGCCACCCUCAACCGACAGUCGUGUGUCAGACAAUUACAUCACGAUGACUCUCCCUUCAGACCCGACUACCCAGACAAACUGGCAAGAUGUCGCCUCCGAGCACGUCGACUUUGAUUGGGCCGUCGAUUUUGACAAGCAGACCCUCUCCGGCUCCGUCACCCAUACCCUUGUAUGGAAGAAGGCCGAUGUCCGCGAGGUCAUUUUCGACACCCAGCAUCUGGACGUCCAGAAGGUCAUCGUAGAGGAUCGGCCCGGGAAUUUCUCCCUUGGUGCAGAACACAAAGUGAUGGGCACGCCGCUCAAGGUGCUCUUGCCGUCCAAUCGCGCCGUGGGAGACAAGACCCGCGUACAGAUCUUCUACAGCACCACCAAGGACUGCGAUGCGCUGCAAUGGCUCGAAAAGGAACAGACACAGGGAAAGAAAUUCCCGUUCGUGUUCAGCCAGUGCCAGCCCAUCUACGCUCGUAGCAUUGCACCGCUGCAGGACUCUCCCUCCGUGAAGAUUACCUACACUGCAAAAAUCCAAUCUGUCCUCCCGGCCCUUCUCUCGGCCAUUCGCGUCUCGCCCCCGUCCAACGGGCCCGCGCACGACGGCAAGGAAAUCGGAAAGGACGCCGUCACGUACGAGUACAAACAGCCUGUGCCCAUUCCGUCGUACCUCAUCGCCAUCGCCGUAGGCAACUUCCGCUACCGGGCUCUCCCUGCGGUCGAGGGUAAGGAGUGGACGACUGGCGCCUGGGCCGAGCCCGAGCUCAUUGAUGCAACCUACUGGGAGUUCAGUCAGGAUGUCGGGAGGUUCUUGUCGACGGCUGAGAAAAUCCUGCCGCCAUACCGGUUUGGCGUGUUCGAUGUUCUUGUCCUCCCACCCUCGUUCCCUUACGGCGGAAUGGAGAACGCAUGUCUGACCUUCCUUACGCCUUCGCUCCUGGUUGGCGACCGUACUUUGGUCGACGUUGUUGUGCACGAGCUUACCCACUCCUGGUUCGGCAACGGCGUCACCCAAGCGAACUCGACACACUUCUGGCUCAACGAGGGCUGGACGACAUACAUCGAGCGCGUGCUCCUCCAGCUCCUGCACACGCCCGCCGACCGCGGCUUCUCCUUCCUCAUCGGCUCCAAAUCCCUGCAGGACGCGCUCAAGCAGUACGAGAAGAAGCCGAAGUACCAGCGGCUCGUGAUCGACUUCGACGUCGGCGAGGACCCGGACGACGCGUACAGCACGGUGCCGUACGAGAAGGGCGCGAACUUCCUGCUGCACCUGGAGCGCAUGCUCGGGGGGCUCGAUGAGUUCUUGCCGUACAUCCACGACUAUGUGAGCACGUAUAUGGGGAAGAGCAUCACGACGGAGGACUGGAAGGCGCAUUUGUAUGCGUAUUGGGAGAAGCAUGGUGGGGAGGAGAAGAUCAAGGCGCUCAACAGCGUCAAGUGGGAUGAAUGGUUGUACGGCGAGGGCCUCAAGCUGCCCGUCGAGAUGAUCUACGACACUGCCCUCGCACGUGAGGCCUUCGCGCUAGCCGAGCGGUGGGAUGCCUCCCGGAAGGAGGUUGACGUCUCCAAGCUCAACUUCACGGAGGCCGACAUCUCCACCUUCAACGCUAACCAGAGCAUCGUCUUCCUCGAGCGCCUCCAAUCAUACGCCGCGCUUCCGCACACGCACAUCCAGCACCUCGGCACGCUGUAUGGCUUCCUCGGCACCCCCAACGCAGAGCUGCGCUGGCGCUUCUACGAGGUCGCGCUGCUUGACCCUGUGUCGCCCGCGGCGCAGCAGUUCGCAGCCCCCGCGGCGCAGUGGAUCGUCGGCACGGACGGGACGGGCAUCGUGCGCGGGCGCAUGAAGUUCUGCCGGCCGCUGUUCCGCGCGGUCGCAAGGGCGGACAAGAAGCUCGCGGUGGAGGUGUUUACGGAGCAUCGGUUGGCGUUCCACCCGAUUGCGCAGCGGUUGAUCGAGAAGGACCUUGGACUUGUGUGAGCGAAACCGGGAAAGACAAUUGCAGAUGUCACGUUUGUAUCAAUAUGGUACAUGUUGUAUGUACGAACAAUCUGAAUCGACAGCGGGACGCCACUGUGCCUCUUCAUCCCCGCGAAGCC